Molecule: messenger RNA, 3613 nt
Organism: Pungitius pungitius (ninespine stickleback)
Lineage: Eukaryota; Metazoa; Chordata; Actinopteri; Perciformes; Gasterosteidae
Gene: slc22a17
Product: solute carrier family 22 member 17
Exons: 9
Coding region: 40-1785 (581 amino acids)
Biological process (GO): transmembrane transport
Cellular component (GO): membrane
Molecular function (GO): transmembrane transporter activity
Source: RefSeq, a predicted model, not a curated record
UCCCACACCACCACCUCCACCGUUUAACCUUCUCUAACGAUGACAUCCCCAGACUCCCCCCCUCUGGUCUCCCCUUCCCCGUGUCCUGCUCCCCCUCCGUCUCUCCCCUCCUCCCCUCUGCCUUCCUCCCCGGCCCCUUCCUCCUCCUCCUCCCUCCCCGCCCUGCCCUCGCUGCCCCCCACGGGGGACGUGAUGGUGCUGGCUCUGGGCAGGAAGAAGCAGAGGGUUCUGAUAGCCCUCUCCAUCCUGCCCAACCUCUUCCUGGCCUUCCUGCUCUCCUCCGACCCCCUGGUCACCCUCUCGUCGCCGCACCACUGCCACCUGCCGGGGCCCCCGCCGUCCCCCGAGGCGCUCAACGCCUCCCUGCCCUGGGAGAAGGGGGGGCGGCCCGGGGAGAACGGGAGCCUCUCCCAGUGCCGGCAGUACGUCAACGGCAGCCGCUCGGCGGUGGUGGAGUGCGAGGGCGGCUGGGACUACAACGUCACGGAAGGGCUGAGGAACAACAUCGUCACCGAGUGGGACCUGGUGUGUGGUCAGUACUGGCUGGUCCCAGUAGAAGAGGUGUGUUUCAUCCUCGGCAUCCUCACUGGCUGUCUCGGCCUGGGCUACGCCGCUGACAGACUGGGCCGGUCCAAGACGCUGCUGACCUCUCUGACCUUGUCGGUGGUGUUUGGCGUGCUGGUGUGCGUCUCCCCGUACCCCUCCAUCUUCAUCGUCAUGCGCUUCUGUUUGGCGGCGGCCAGCGCGGGAGUCUACCUCACCCUCUACAUCACUCGUCUGGAGCUGUGUGAGUCCUCUCUGAGGCUGGUGGUGACCACGAUGGCCGGCCUGACGACUGUAGCCGGGGAACUCCUUCUAGUGGCUGUGGCCCUGGGGUGCCAGUCCUGGAGGGGCCUGCUGGGAGCCGGAGCCGCCCCCCUGACACUGUUCCUCUCUUACGGCAUUCCCGGGGUGUUCCCAGAGUCGCCACGUUGGCUCCUUCUGUCAGAGAGGUCUGCAGACAUGAGCUCCUUCACCGAGAGAAGAAACUCCAACAGAGAUGUGAGGGAUGACGAGAGCUUCACAGAGCUGGAUUCUGAACCCGCCCCCUCCUCGCACCCCCACCUGUCCUUUCAUGAGCUCCUCCACAGCAGGAACAUCUGGAAAAACCUGUGUGUGCUGGGCUUCACCUCAUUCAUCUCUCACGGCAUUAGUCACUGUUACAGCUCUUUCCGAGGUGACGUCAAAGGCACGGCCCCCAGCUUCUACUGGACGUAUCUGCUCUCCGUGUGCGCAGGGGGGGGCGCCUGGCUGUUGCUGUGGGCGACCGUGGACAGGUACGGUCGCCGUGGCAUCCUGCUCCUCUCCAUGACGAUGACGGGGCUGGCCUCUUUGAUCCUCCUGGGACUCAUGAAGUAUCUCAGUGAGACGGCCAUCACAGUUUUCUCGGUGCUGGGUCUUUUCUCCUCCCAGGCCACCGCCUCCCUGUGCGUCCUCUUCACUGCAGAGAUCAUGCCCACUGUCAUCAGGGGCACCGGUGUGGGUGCAGUCCUGUCCCUGGGCUGCGUGGGCCGCCUCACCUCCCCGCUCAUGGACCUGAGGAACCACUACGGCUACUUCCUGCACCACGUGGUCUACUCCUCUCUGGCCCUGUUGGCCGUGCUGUCCAUCCUCCUGCUGCCCGAGAGCAAGAGGAAGCCGCUGCCCCAGACGCUGGCCGACGGGGAGCAGUACAGACGCCCCCCGCUGGGCAGGAGGAGGAGGGACAAUGUGCCGCUGCUCGCCACUCCCAACCCCGAGACCUAAAGGACCCCUGAAAGAGUGCGAAGGACUCUACCAGAGCCAGAACACUCCCGCCCAUCGCGUUCAGGCCCCAGCGUUGCAGACAAAAGGGUUUCCCAGAUGAAGGUUGAAAGGCUGACACGCCCCAGCUUCCUGACAUGUGAUCGUCUAGUCAUGGCAGACGCGGUCUGGCGGUUGGGUGCAUCCGCCCAUCUCUCGUCACCAUGCUCUACUUUGAUUUGACACUCAGACUCGCAGAUUCACGCUGUGCGAAGUCUUCAUCGUCCUCUCCUCCCGACCAGACGGAAGGUGAUCCCCCAUCAUGUCACCGCGCCCCCCCCCCCGCCGCCGCGUCUGUGGUGUAGAUGUUAGCCGCUUACCUCGGACUCUCGGGGGCCUGUAGAGUAGUCGCAAAUGAUUCCGCACAACCUGCACAGAGCGGGUGAUCUGAGUCGUUUGUGCUUGGUGUGACUAGAAGCCCUCAGAGGUGUGCAAAAUCAAAGCAUCGUGGUACUCCUCACGCAGAUGGACCACAGUUCACCCCAAUACUCGGGUGCCUUGUAAAUACUCUUUGGUUUCUUUAACUUCUGGGGGCAUCGCAGCUUUGUGAAAGAGCUGACAGUUGUUAAUUUGACCCAAAUCUUAAAAUUGAAAUGAAGGUUUUGAUCUAAUGAUCUAAAUACAAUAUUGGGAUCAGAAUUCUAACAAAACAAAAAAGGCCUUUUAAUAUACACAUGUUCAAAUGUGUGACUUCAGUAAAUGAGCUUGGCCUGGAGCCAGCAAUAUUUAUGUCUUAUUUAUGUUGUUAUGAAGAAUAAUCAAUAAACCAGAGGCCUGGCCUCUGUAGAAUGAAGCUGUCAUACAGGAUGGAGAUGAAUCGGACUCUCUGAUCCAGAAGGGAAGCAGUGGAAGCGUUUUUUUUGUCAGUAUUCCCUCAGAAGCGCACCGUUACUAUUGUAACACCUCUUUAGAAGACCAGUCUCAGUUGUAAGAGAAUAGUCGGGUACGAACAAACUACAGCAGUUUAACUUGUGACACGUAUAACCAGACAUAUUUAAAUAUAUUUUGUCAGCAAGCUAAAUGUGGAGGUUAUGAACAAGGUUUGUCUGUUACUUUGUGUAUUAAUGCUGGAGAAACGGCCCGGUGAUUUUGCUCCACCACGUUGGUUGGGAGCUGAAGAGGGCCUCAGACCUCUGAAAUAACCCACUAAUCCUCAACCAAGCACCUAGGACUUUUUCUUUUCUUUUAGAAAAGUUGAAUUUGAAGUUCACUAGUUGAAGGACACUAAUUUCUCUGACCUUGCUGCAUCCGUCUUUGGUAGUUCUUUCACUCUGUAGGUUGCACUCAACAUGUCGUAAAAGUUAAACACUGACAAAUAUUAGCACUAUGAUUAACUUGGCUCGAGUACUAUUAUGUCUGACAACACUGAUGAGCUGUUCAAUGAUUAUGAUGCUGUUAACUAUAUAGCCUGAUCUAGUGUAAAAUAAAAAACUGUCAAAUAAACAGGACAUGGGCAUUCUUUUUUAUGAAUUAUGUGCGGUAAUUAUGUGUAGUUGGAGGGUUUAUAAAGCCAUGUGACCUGUAGAAAGUUUUUUAGUUUUUAAGAUUGAUGUCUGUAUUUACUGUGUAUUUGUAAUAUAAUAUUUGCUUGUUGAAAUUGACUGGUAAUGAUAUAGAAUAAAUGUUUUAUUAUGUGACAAUAACCGUGUUUUCAUACUACCUUCACAUGUUAGGGCUUUACGUUCUUUUUUAUGGCCGCCGAGUGCGGAUGUCAUGCUUAGACUCUAUUUGUGACAUUUUGGAUAAAUCAAGUGAUGAAAACCGUGUAUUUUUUUCGUAGGUGAUUUAGAUA